Messenger RNA from Punica granatum (pomegranate), 944 nucleotides. The record is from RefSeq and is a predicted model, not a curated record. Lineage: Eukaryota; Viridiplantae; Streptophyta; Magnoliopsida; Myrtales; Lythraceae.
AAGGCAAAGGGAAAUAACUUAAUUAAGGAAGCAAAAAGAUGGGGUCUUCCAUGGCCAGUAUAAUGGCCACUGUGCUUGUGGUGGCAACGUUCUUCCUCAUCCAGCCAUCCCAAACUGCUGCAGCCAAUACGGAAGGAUUCAUCCUUAAACCCUUUCCUUUCCCCAGGAGAUCACCACCUCCUCCACCACCCCGAGCUGUCUGUACCUGUCCGCCUCCUCCACCAGUGCAGGCUCCACCCCCACCGUCUCCUCCACCGCCUAUGCCAUCUCCACCCCCGCCGUCUCCCCCACCGCCUCCUCCCCCAGUGACGUCUCCACCCCCGCCUUCUCCUCCACCACCGCCUCCCCCAGUUACGUCUCCACCCCCACCAUCUCUUCGACCGCCUCCUCCCCCAGUGACGUCUCCACCCCCACCGUCUCCUCCACCACCUCCACCACCUAUGCUGUCUCCACCCCCGCCGUCUCCCCGACCGCCUCCUCCUCCAGUGACGUCUCCACCCCCGCCUUCUCCUCCACCACCGCCUCCCCCAGUUAAGUCUCCACCCCCGCCGCCACCCCCAGUUAGGUCCCCACCCCCGCCACCCCCGGUGCGGUCUCCACCACCACCCGUGAGGCGUUCGCCUCCGCCUCCGCCUCGGCGAGGAGGGAGGAUAUAGCCUCCAUGCUCUCACACAGCUCGGAAAGGUGACGAAUGAUAUGAAGAAAUAAAUGAAGAGAUGGAUGAAGACCUCAUCUAAUAAUUAAUGCAGAGAAUUAGAAAGCGAUCGCGAGUAUAUCCUAUUUACUCUCUGUACUUAUCGGAAUAAAGGGGAAUAAAAAGUAAAUCUUAUAUUUCCUAUUUACUCUCUGUACUGCGGAUAUAAGAGGGAGGUACUCCAUGUCUCUAUGAUCAUCAACCCUCUUAUAAUAACAAAGAAAUAGAGCGUCUUAUCAAUUCUUAAGAA